CCACGCCGGAAGUUAUAGACAUUUAGAGAGGAAGUGGAAGUGGAUGCGUGCGCAGUCGUGCUGUCACGUGAAGAUAAGUAUUCACGUGAUUUCAGCUGCUUUCAUCAGAGUUGCUCUGCGAUUCGGAGUGAAAUCGGGAAAAAGUUUCCUCGUCGACCAAUUUGAAGGCGUCACCACUGAUUUGAUCAUUAAUUGCACUCCAAAAUGAAGGCGAUCCUGAUAUGUGUUGCUGUUUUGAUUUUAUCAAACAUUACUGUUGCAACUGAGAAGCCAAGCCCCAUUGUUACAACUGAGAAGCUGGACAUCCCUGUUGUGACAACUGACAAGUCGAGCACCCCUGUUGUGACAACUGACAAGUCGAGCACCCCUGUUGUGACAACUGACAAGUCGAGCACCCCUGUUGUGACAACUGACAAGUCGAGCACCCCUGUUGUGACAACUGAAACGUCAAGCACCCCUGUUGUGACAACUGAAACGUCAAGCACCCCUGUUGUGACAACUGAAACGUCAAGCACCCCUGUUACAAUUAACAACUCGAGCACCCCUGUUGUGACCACUGAGAAGUCAACCACUCACAUUCCAAGUACAACACACAUACCAAUUCCAACAAAAUCGCGUCAGUAUGUUGUGACUGGAGCUAAUGGACAACAUUGUAUUGUUAUAACUACUGAUAUAUCUUAUCACUAUUCUUAUAAGAAUAUUACUGAAGCAGGAGAUAUCUUUUCAAAUGCGACAUAUAAUGGCAGUUGCAGUGAUACAGCUGAUGAACUGUCAAUUUACUCAUCAAAUGUUCAUCUAGACUUAGUUUUUGCAAAAAUUAAUUCUACAAAGUUUUUGAAGAAGGUUGCACUAUCAGUUGGGGAUCACAAUUUAACUGUUUCCAAAGACAAUAUGAAUGAAUUACUGUUGAAGGAGAAUGAAUAUUUUGUUUGUAAAUCAAAUAAAAAGAUAACUUUGAACAACUCAUCUAUUACCUUCAAAGAACUGACUUUGGAUAUCUUCAGAAAUGCUACUAACUUAACUGCCCUUGGAUCACGACACAUUUGCGUUGAAGAUAUGAAGACAAGCAGCAUUGUUCCUAUUGCUGUGGGAGCUGCCUUGGCUGGUUUAGUAAUCACUGUCCUAAUUGCCUAUCUAAUUGGUAGAAAACGAAGCAGGAGAGGCUAUGAAUCCGUUUAAAAAGUAAUGUGUAUGAGUUUGUGUGCACGUGCAUUUGUGAUGGAAGUGUGUGUAUGUAUCCAUUUGCAUAUGUGUACGUAUAUACAUACACAUUUGUAUAUAUGUGUAUAUGUAUGUAUAUAUCUUUAUACAUAUGUGUGUGGGUGGAUGUGUGUAUAUAUAUUAUAUGUAAGCAACUUUUGUACUUCCCAAUCUUGACACUCUUGUUUUCUAAGAAAACAUUUUCUUUUAAGGUAGAUAUGAAUAAUACAGAAUAUAUCCUAGUUUCAGUAAAACUGAUUACAACCUGUUUCUUCUAAUAGGAUUUUUGAUUUCUUCCUAGUUUCAAAUUUUACUUAUUUAUUAACUUUUCUCCUCUUACCUAUUUCAGCAGUUUGACGCACACUAGAAAAGUCUUUACCCUUAAUAGAUUAUAUUCAGUCUUGGAUUUUUUUUGUCUGAUUUAUGGUUAUCUGACUUUUGGCUUUUUCCAUUUAAAGAUUUUUUUUUUUUUUUUAAUCAUACAAUUAUUGAAAUAAAUAUUGUUGUAGAAGAUUGUUUUAGAACAUCUUGAGAGAAAAAGCAAACUCAGAUUUUGAAUUCUGCACUUUGGCUUCACGACUUGUUUUUCGUUGUAGAAAGCAUUGUUGCAUCUUUAUUUUAUUUUUCAAGGUAGUUAUAUGGUGCAGUUAUUGUCAAAACACCAAUUUGGAUUAGAUGCUUAUUUAGUGAUCCAUUGUUUCAAAAUGUUCUCAUUUUUACCCUUUAGUUCUCUGUUGACAUAAUAUUUAGGGUUGGAUCUGAUAACCUUUAUAACUGUAGUUCACCAAAUAGGUAAUAACACAAGCACUGGUAGAGCAAGGUUAAAUGAAAUGAACAGGAGACAAUUACAUUGAACACUUGUCUGAGCUAGUAUGUACAAACAGUAAAACUAAUAUGUAUGUUCUUAUUUAAAUUUGGUUCAUUCUUGCUUAAAUUUAUUCUCUUCCAACAUUUUUCUCUCAAGAGAAAAAUUCUCUAGCAGUGACUAUUGCCUGAUAGAAAUUCCAUUUCUGAAUAUGGCUAAUCUAAUAUUAAAUUUUCUAAAACUUCUUUUUAGUCUCCUUGAAAUUACCAAUGUAGCUAAAAAAAAAUUUUAGUUCAACAGUUUGUCAGUGCAUGUGUGCAUUACGCUUGCAGUGUGUAUGUGUUGGUGAGAGAGAGAGAUUUCACUUUCAGUUCUUGAAAACACCAGCCCAAUCAAUUUCUUAAGCUGGGCAUAAUGUUUUAAAUUAGGGUUGUGUGUGUGUGUGUGUGUGGAGACAUGUAACACAAGUUUGAGUUAUUUUUUUGUCUUUUAAUAUCAGUUUUGAUACUUAUCAAAAAGGGAAAUUUUGCUUUUCCAAAAUUUUAUUCAGUAAUAUUUAUUUCCCUAGAUAUUUUUUUUCUAAUUUUGUUUGCAACUAAUAAUUCCCUCUCAAUAAUGCCUUAGGUUCUUCUAUAACAUAAAGGAAUUUAUUUUUUAUUUUUUUUAUAUCUCCAUAUAUUAAACUUAAGAUGUAUCUCGGGUGGGGUAAAAUUGUAUUUUUGAAGUCAGAUUUCUCUAUUAAUAUUGAAAUUUAAUCUUUAUAUAAAUUUACAAAACUUAGCUAGGUUCUAUUUAUAGAUCUUUUUAAUAAUCCACAUCCCAGUUUCAGGCCACAAUAUUCCUUCUCUACUCUCCAACUAAUUUGAAGUGAGCAGGAUAAGAUGUAUAGAAAGUGAAAAGUAUAUGCCUCUAUUUUGUUAAUAAAUUUUUAUUAUUGA
Molecule: messenger RNA, 2943 nt
Organism: Octopus sinensis (East Asian common octopus)
Lineage: Eukaryota; Metazoa; Mollusca; Cephalopoda; Octopoda; Octopodidae
Product: lysosome-associated membrane glycoprotein 1
Exons: 6
Coding region: 205-1179 (324 amino acids)
Cellular component (GO): membrane
Source: RefSeq, a predicted model, not a curated record